Cannabis sativa is the source of this 816-nucleotide messenger RNA. Its product is annotated as dirigent protein 22-like. The transcript has a single exon. Lineage: Eukaryota; Viridiplantae; Streptophyta; Magnoliopsida; Rosales; Cannabaceae. The record is from RefSeq and is a predicted model, not a curated record. The coding region runs from base 173 to 760 and encodes 195 amino acids.
UUGGUAACUCUACUUCAAAACUUGAAAAAUUCAAACUUAAGAAAGAAAAAAGAGAAAAGGGAAAAAAGAUCACACUAACUCAUCUACAGAAUGUUAUCCACAAAAAAUAUAAAUAAACUAUGACUAUUCCCAUAUUUCAAACCAACCAAAUUAAGAAACUCUCAACUAAACCAUGGAAGAAGCUCUCAUCUCCAAAACCCAGCUCACAAUUCUCUCCUUCCUCCUAACCCUAACCCUAGUUUUCGCCCUUACAAAACCCGAAGAUGGUUUCGUCAGAGCCAUGGAUAGAAAGCUUCUAGGGCUAAAAAAGGAAAAGUUCAGCCACUUUCGGUUCUUCUGGCACGACAUAUACAGCGGCCGAAACCCUAGCGCAGUGUCCAUAAUCCAACCACCGAAAAACACAUCGAAAAAUGGGUUCGGGUCGAUUAGCAUGAUUGAUGAUCCACUAACAGAAGGGCCAGAACUAAGCUCAAAAUUGCUAGGAAAAGCUCAAGGGUUUUAUGCUUUGGCUUCACAAAAUGAGGCUGCCAUACUUAUGUCUAUGAAUUUUCAUAUAAUUCAAGGAAAAUACAAUGGGAGCACUCUCACCAUUCUUGGGAGAAACAAUGUGUUCAAUAAGGUUAGAGAAAUGUCUGUAAUUGGUGGAAGUGGUCUUUUUAGGUUCGCACGUGGGUAUGUUCUUGCAAGUACUCACAAAUUAGAUGAUCCUUCUAAGGGUGAUGUUGUAGUUGAGUAUAAUGUUUAUGUGCUUCAUUACUAGCUACCUAGUUGUAUAAUUCUUCUUUUAGAUCAUAUAUUAUAAUUAAUGUUUUAGUU